CUGUAACAGCUGCAGUGAAUCCAGCAGCUGUAAACUUAGCUGUCCUUUGAGACUCUCUCUCAGGCUCCGCCCAGUGUCUACCCCGGGGUCACCACGACAGGUUCUGCCCAGGUGAGUCUAAACCAAUGGUCUUUUAACUGUGUUCAGUUAUUCAACAGGAAAUUCGUGAGAAAACCAACCACACUGAGGCUGUGACCUCAUCAGCUCCAGGACCUUCAGGGGCUGUGACCAUGGGUCUCAUGGUGGUCAGCACACACCUGGGCCCUGCUCUUCAUAGCCAGGAUAUGUUCUCGUUGUCUGGCUUCACUGAACCUACUAUCGUCCUGAUGAACUCCACAUGGAGGCUGGUGAUCAUCUGCCUCAGUGUGUCCGGCAGACGUCCAGCAGCUGGUGCUGAGUAAAGCAGAUGUUCCCCCUGAGCAGCAGCAGUGGAGCCCCCUCAUGGACCAGGAGGACCCAGAGCCCCCCCACAUUAAAGAGGAACAGGAGGAACUGUGGACCAAGCAGGAGGGAGAGGCUGAUAUCAAGUUCACACUGAUUCCUGUCGCUGUGAAGAGUGAAGAAGAUGAAGAGACACCUCAGUCGUCACAGCUUCAUCAGAGUCAGACUGAGGAGAACGGUCCAGGACCAGGACCAGGACCAGCCAGGAACUCAGGUCCUGAGGGACAUUUACAACCUGUUAGUGAAGAUAAUUCGUUAGUUUCUACAGAAACUGAUGAGAGUGACUGUGAUUGGACACACUCCAAUGAAGAUCAGUCAGGAAACGAGAAUGAUCAGAACUGUGAAGCACCUGAAGCUGAUGCAGGGACUUCAGAGAAGGAGAGACCCUUCCCCUGCUCGUUCUGCGGUAAAAGAUUCAGCCUUAAAGGAAACUUGAACCGACACAUCCGGGACCACACGGGCGAGAGACCGUUUCCCUGCACAGGUUGUGACAAAUCCUUCAAAGACAGUGGCUCGCUGACGGCACAUAUGAGGUGUCACACAGGAGAGCAGCCGUACAGCUGCUUGUUCUGCGGGAAGAGCUUUAGUGGAAGGGGAAACAUGACGAGACACAUGAGAAUCCACACAGGAGAGAAACCCUUUACCUGCUCAGUGUGUAACAAAAGUUUUCAUGUGAAAGAACAUCUCAGCAGACAUAUGAAGUAUCACACAGGGGAGAAACCGUUCAAUUGCUCCAUCUGCGGUAAAGGUUGUGCUCAGAAAACUGACCUGAAGAAACACAUGAGAGUUCACACGGGAGAGAAACCCUUCAGUUGUCCCUUCUGUGGAAAGUGUUGUGCUGAAAAAGGAGACCUGACCAAACACAUGAGAGUUCACACAGGAGAGAAACCGUUCAGCUGCAACGUUUGUGGUAAAAGUUGUGCUCAAAAGGGAAGCCUCAAGAUUCACAUGAGAAUCCACACAGGAGAGAAACCCUUCAGCUGCUCAGUCUGCGGCAAACGUUUCACUGUCACAGGACAUCUGAAGAGACACAUGAAGCUGCAUGUCGCCGACAGCCAGGGGAACGAGGCUGAAGAGCUCCAUUCAGACAAAGCCCAGCAGCAGCUGGAGGCUGAUGGACCAGGGGACACGUCGGGUUGUCCCCUCAGUGCAGAGGAAAGAUGUUAGAGAUACAGCUCAAGUCCUCAAGAGACCAUCACUCAGUCGAGUGGAGUCCUGCACCCAAACCCAGUGGUCCCUCAAAAUCAGUCAAGAGGCAGCAACUCACACUCACUCCUGAAAGUCCGUCCACUAAAUAUUUCAGAUUUUAUUAAUCUUCCAUGAAUUAUUUUCUGAAUCAUCAACAAAAGUGUUACAAAAAGUUGUAUCUCUGUUAUUGCUGAAUCUCUGGAUCUUCUCUGGAGGAUCACACUCAGUUCCUCCUCUAUCCUGUAAGGUCUGAAUCCAGGAGCAGUGUGAACAGCUGAGGAUCCUCCACUGAUUCACUGAGGGGGGG
Molecule: messenger RNA, 1936 nt
Organism: Pleuronectes platessa (European plaice)
Lineage: Eukaryota; Metazoa; Chordata; Actinopteri; Pleuronectiformes; Pleuronectidae
Product: gastrula zinc finger protein XlCGF8.2DB
Exons: 2
Coding region: 442-1608 (388 amino acids)
Biological process (GO): regulation of transcription by RNA polymerase II
Cellular component (GO): nucleus
Molecular function (GO): DNA-binding transcription factor activity, RNA polymerase II-specific; RNA polymerase II cis-regulatory region sequence-specific DNA binding
Source: RefSeq, a predicted model, not a curated record